Messenger RNA from Micropterus salmoides (largemouth bass), 1390 nucleotides. RefSeq lists its product as uncharacterized. The record is from RefSeq and is a predicted model, not a curated record. Lineage: Eukaryota; Metazoa; Chordata; Actinopteri; Centrarchiformes; Centrarchidae. The transcript is spliced from 3 exons. The coding region runs from base 36 to 1331 and encodes 431 amino acids.
CCCAGGCCCUAGGGGCAAAGAAGGUUCUUCUGGGGAUGAAGGCCCUUGGGACGACCCAGGCCCUAGGGGCCAGCCAGGCUGUUGUGGGGAUGACGGCCCUUGCGGUGACCCAGGCCCUAGGGGCCAGCCAGGCUGUUGUGGGGAUGACGGCCCUUGCGGUGACCCAGGCCCUAGGGGCCAGCCAGGCUGUUGUGGGGAUGACGGCCCUUGCGGUGACCCAGGCCCUAGGGGCCAGCCAGGCUGUUGUGGGGAUGAAGGCCCUUGGGGCGAGCCGGGCCCUAGGGGCAAUGAAGGUUCUUGGGGCGAGCCAGGCUGUUGCGGGUAUGAAGGCCCUUGUGGCAAGCCGGGCCCUAGGGGUGAGCCAGGCUGUUGGGGCCCUUGUUGUGACCCAGGCCCUAGGGGCAAUGAAGGUUCUUGGGGCGAGCCAGGCUGUUGCGGGUAUGAAGGCCCUUGUGGCAAGCCGGGCCCUAGGGGCCAGCCAGGCUGUUGGGGCCCUUGGGGUGAGCCGGGCCCUAGGGGUGAGCCAGGCUGUUGGGGGGAUGAAGGCCCUUGCGGCGAGCUGGGCCCUUGCGGUGACCCAGGCUGUUGGGGGGAUGAAGGUUCUUGGGACGACCCGGGCCCUUGCGGUGACCCAGGCUGUUGGGGGGAUGAAGGUUCUUGGGACGACCCAGGCCCUAGGGGCAAUCCAGGCUGUUGCGGGGAUGAAGGUUCUUGGGGUGAGCCAGGCCCUUGCGACGACCCAGGCUGUUGCGGAGAUGAAGGUCCUUGCGGUGAGCCAGGCCCUUGCGACGACCCAGGCUGUUGCGGGGAUGAAGGUCCUUGGGACGAGCCGGGCCCUAGGGGCGAGCCAGGCUGUUGCGGGGAUGAAGGCCCUUGCGGCGAGCCAGGCCCUAGGGGCGAGCCAGGCUGUUGCGGGGAUGAAGGUUCUUGGGGCGAGCCAGGCCCUUGCGGCAAGCCGGGCCCUAGGGGCGAGCCAGGCUGUUGCGGGGAUGAAGGCCCUUGCGGCAAGCCGGGCCCUAGGGGCGAGCCAGGCUGUUGCGGGGAUGAAGGUUCUUGGGGCGAGCCAGGCCCUUGCGGCAAGCCGGGCCCUAGGGGCGAGCCAGGCUGUUGCGGGGAUGAAGGCCCUUGCGGCGAUCCGGGCCCUUGAGGUGACCCAGGCCCUAGGGGCAAUGAAGGUUCUUGGGGCGACCCAGGCCCUUGGGGUGACCCAGGUUGUUGGGGCCCUUGGGGCAAUGAAGGCCCUUGCGGCAAGCCGGGCCCUAGGGGCAAGCCAGGCUUUUGUGGACAUGCAGGCCGUUGUGGCUGCGCUCGGAUUGGCUCAAUGCGCUUAAAUGUGGGAUAGGAUUGGCCACUGGAGCCAGGAAAUACGCCUGGGUCAACCUUCAGGCUU